UAUUGCUUCUUUACCACCAUCCAAUUCCAUUGUAGUGGAGAAAGAGUGGAUCUUUCCUUCCUGUGACUAGAUUUUGUGAAUUAACUGUCUCUGCGACAGACACAGUGAAUCCUCUAACCUAAUAGAAACUUAAAAAGAACCCACAACAGUACAUUCAAUUCCAUCAAUGCAUCCACGUUACAUCUCUCGUUAGAGACACCGAAACUCUGUAGUUCUUAGAGGGUAUACAUAUAGGAAGAUAAAUAGAGAGAGAAACAAGCAAAAAUGUCAAGGAGAUCAGGGGCUUGCUUGAGAUGUUGUUUGGUGAUAUUUGCAGUGGUUUCAGCUUUAGCUGUGUGUGGCCCUGCUCUUUAUUGGAGAUUUAAGAAAACCAUUGGAUUUUCUGGUUCUAAAAUUUCUUGCCCUCCUUGUAUCUGUGAUUGCCCUCCUCCUUUGUCUCUUCUCAAGAUUGCUCCUGGGUUGGCCAAUCUCUCAGUCACAGAUUGUGGAAGCGAUGACCCUGAUCUUAAAAGGGAGAUGGAGAAGCAGUUUAUUGACCUUCUAUCAGAGGAGUUGAAAUUGCAGGAGGCUGUUGCUGAAGAGCACGCUCACCACAUGAACAUCACCUUUGCUGAAGCGAAGAGGGUGGCUUCCCAAUACCAAAAAGAAGCAGAAAAAUGUAAUGCUGCCACUGAGACAUGUGAAGAAGCUAGAGAGCGGGCCGAAGCUUUGUUGAUCAAGGAAAGGAAAGUUACUUCCCUGUGGGAGCGACGGGCCCGCCAACUGGGUUGGGAAGGAGAAUAAUUGUCUUGUAAAAUUAGCACAAACUUUUUCCCUUUCAGUUGAACUAGGGAACCAUGCCUAGUAAUUUAUAUAGGAGGCAAGCAGAAUGCUUGUGAAGGUUAAGAAAAUGAUAUAUGUAUUCAUCAUUUUUACUUGUAAUUCACUUGUAUUAAGACUAGCACGUUGAAUGCAUUUUCCUGGUGCAUUUUUCCCUAGUGUUAUGCUAUUGAGGUUGGUCGUAUAAAGGCUUGUUUUGGUUGUCUUGUAAACGACAUGUGGUCUGGUACCCAUCUCCAAUGUUAAGGCAGAAUCAUGAAUAUGAAAGCGUCUGCUACUUGUUACUC
Jatropha curcas is the source of this 1106-nucleotide messenger RNA. RefSeq lists its product as uncharacterized. NCBI's taxonomy places the organism in Eukaryota, Viridiplantae, Streptophyta, Magnoliopsida, Malpighiales, Euphorbiaceae. The record is from RefSeq and is a predicted model, not a curated record.